CCCUCACCCCACACCCACACCCUCACCCCACACCCACACCCUCACCCCACACCCUCACCCCACACCCACACUCACACCCACCAAAAAACAUUAUAAACAUGAGAAGUUCUAUAAAAAUAAUCAUCGCCAUGAUCCUUAUCUGACGUCAAUGAAUUUUGUUUUGUUAUUAUAGUUUUGAGUUUCUGUAUUUAAUUUGAGUUUUUAUUUGAGUAGUCUGUGAGUGAAUUUCAAUCUCGCUCAUAGUGCUUAUUUGGAGAAAAGGCACGUAGAAAUACAUGGAUCAUAUAUAUUCUGCCUGUUUAAAACACGUGAUCUAAAUUAUUUUCUUCUCUAGAAAAAAAUUAUGAAUAAGGGUUUCAUUUAUAUUACUUAUUUAUACUAAAGCAAGUAAUCGACACAAGGUUUUCUUCGUGUUUUUCAAACUCAAAUCGAACUUCUUCAUAUCACUAACUAUUUCAAAUGAUAGGGCGUACCAAUCAAGUUAGACCAUUUAAUGAUGAGAAUCUAACAGGAAAAACUCGUCAUUAUAAAAUGACACUCAAAGAAUUUUUAACACUUCUGAUUGGAUCUACAAUUCCUGUCGCUAUUGGUAUAUAUACAGCUAUUACAAAUGAACAAAUGCAGAAAUUAGCUCAACGUGCAGAAAAUAAACAACACAGUAUUGCUACCGAAAGACGAGUAUUUGAUUUGGAACGAGCAUCUGAACUCUAUCAACAACAACUCUACAAGAACUUUUUAGAUGAUAUGUACAUAUUACACAGAGAUGGUGAAUUAAAUGAUUCAGCUGAUCCAUGGGCAUUUGCAAAUGCACGUUAUCGUGCUGCACAGCGUGAAUUUGAUCCUAUUCGGAAGGCCCAAGCCUUAAUUUUUCUCAAGGAAAAACAAUUGAUUGGUCGUCAAAAUUGUACAACCAAAUGUCAAUCAAAAUUAGUCAAAGAUAUAAUUCGUCUCAAUCAGAGACCGAAACGGGGUGGAUUUUUUACUCCCCGCCCCGCCCCGUCGGAAGCUUUCUCUCCCCGACCUCGCCUCGCCCCGCUCGUUAUUUUUUUUCUUCCCCGCCCCCGCCCCGCCCCGCUCUAUAUUUUUUUUGCUUCCUCGACCCCGCCCCGCCCCGUUCUUCAUUUUAUUUUGCUUCCCCGUCCCCGCCCAUAUGAAUUUCCGGUGUAAAAUUGAAAAAUAAGAAAGUUUUACGGA
Molecule: messenger RNA, 1194 nt
Organism: Rotaria sp. Silwood1
Lineage: Eukaryota; Metazoa; Rotifera; Eurotatoria; Philodinida; Philodinidae
Source: the annotation of a GenBank genome assembly